Messenger RNA from Maniola jurtina (meadow brown), 1971 nucleotides. RefSeq names its product polyadenylate-binding protein-interacting protein 1 (gene Paip1). Gene Ontology annotation, biological process: regulation of translational initiation. Gene Ontology annotation, molecular function: translation activator activity. The transcript is spliced from 8 exons. The record is from RefSeq and is a predicted model, not a curated record. NCBI's taxonomy places the organism in Eukaryota, Metazoa, Arthropoda, Insecta, Lepidoptera, Nymphalidae. Bases 215 to 1441 code for a protein of 408 amino acids.
UAGUUUUUCGUUAUCUCACUCACUCAAAUAACAUGGAGGACGUGCUCCCGUAAAAACGUCGUUGAAGUAUUUGUCUUUGUUUACGUGUCGAAAUCAUCGGGCGAAACUAUUGGAAAAUAAUCCAAAGUGUCUUAAUUCGGUUUAUGGAAUUACCUCGAAUAUAUAGUGGCUUUGUAUUUUUAAUAAAGAUUCAAUAUUGUGCUCACCGCUUGAAAUGAAUAACGGGGAUGUUGGAGGAUCGAGAGGUAGAGGCCGUGGUUGGCAUAAUCCCGAUAAUAAACCUCGUGAGUUGCGCCGGCCCAAAUCCGUGGGGGACGACACCAAAGCAGUUGAAGCCCCUGUAUCAAAUUUGUCUGCGGAAGCUAAGGAAUGGUAUCCACCAAACUAUGUGCCACAAUCACCUGUAAUUUACAACCAAGAGCCCUUCAGAGUGCCUCGUUAUUCUGUUCAGGACAGAAUUAGACAGGCACAAGAUCAAGACCCAUAUAAUUUUGACAAUCUAUCAUAUGCACUUGAGGAGCCUGAAAACUUGGAUCUACGAGAGAACAUAGCAAACUUGAUUACAGUAAUGUGUGAGAUAACAUUUGAUCCCGGUAAAUUUGACACUUUGUGUGGACCAUUGGUGGAUACUUUUGUUUUGACUUUGAAUGAUGCCACCUACACCAGAGCUCUCGUUGAAGCCAUUGUGAACCAGUGCAUAGGCGAGGCAAACUUCCGAUACAAUGGUGCCCGACUGUGUUCCAUCUUUGAUUCUGUUGCACCGCCUGAGGAGUCGACGUUCCGCGCGUGCCUGCUGGAGCGUUGUUCUACCGAGGAGCACAAGAUCAUAAGUGGUAUAGAGAGCUCAGAGGAAAACAUGCGUGGCUUUGCCAUGUUUCUAGCUGAAAUAUACACACAACUGGAAAACAGCCAGGGUGGAAGGAUAAGAUCCUUAGGGGAAAGCCUGUGUAAAGUGUUGCUACAUCUCCUAGACACUGACAAGGAAACAAACAUCAAAUCAGUUUGCCAGUUGCUCAAGUUGUCAGGCAUCGCGCUGGACGCGGACUGCCCGGCGAGCAUGCACGUGGCGUUCGAGCGCCUCAAGUACCGCGCCGAGAUGCCGUGCGUGCGUCGCGUCAUCCAGCUGCGCGGCGCGCGCUGGGGCACCGCCGACCCCGAGCCCGACGCCGCCGCGCGCCCCGCCGCGCCGCCCGUCGCGCGCCGCCUCAACCAAACGAAUUCGGAACCGGAGGGCACGAUGGGCGGCUACCUGGCGGACGGGCAGACGCUGACGCUCGAGGAGCGCGACUUCCUGCAGAGCAACCUGCCCGCCAAGCCCGCCGCGCUCGACAUCGAUAUUCUGGAGGAGCUGGAGAACGAGGCGUGGGACACGGGCAUGGACGCCGAGAUGCAGGCCGGCUACCUGGAGUUCCUUAAGAUCUCCAACCAGAUCAAGCGAUAACCAGCUGUCGACCGGCGCCCAUUGGAUCGCGCUCUGCACUAGGACAAUCGUGAAAAACUAUAAAAAAAUAAUAAAACUUUAUAAAACAAUAAAAAGAUUCGUCUGUGAAAGCUUUGUAAUAACUCUAGUUUAAGGGCCUUUGCACAUGACAUUUUCACGCGCGGUCAACGCGCAUUUCACAAAUACAGCGCUGCAAACGACAUUGUGGAUGUAUGCAAGGUUACACUGUUUGCAACUGCAAUGCGUUCGCCCAGCCGUCUAUAGACGUGCAGUUAUAACUGUUCAGUUUUAACUUUUUAACCAUUUUAACCGUUCAGUUAUCUGAAGGUGAACUUUCGAGGCUAGCAUCUAUCAUCAUUAAUGUAGUAAAUGUAAAGAACGUCCGCGUCAUUCAAACGCAGCCACGUUGAUGCGGCGUUAAGUGUCACUGCGCUCGAAUUGCAUUCCCUACAUUUGCAUAGUACAUUAAUCAGACGCUCUGUCGCGGCGGCAUUUGACGCCACAGACGCUUGACUCGAAAGUCCACUUUA